UCUUCUACAUUAUGUAUUCCUCAAGUGAUCUGUGCCUUCUCCAAUGGCUUGGCAGUUAAAUUUCUUAUCUUUGUUCCUUUUCUCGUCAGCUCUCUCAUCUUGCCUCGUGGUAUAUGCUUCACACGCACACGUCGAAGGAAAAGUCUCUUGUUUCGACUGUCCCAGCGAUUAUGAUUACUCAGGGAUUACGGUCAGGGUUAGCUGUAGCCAUAUAAACACACGUUUUACCGUCACAACUGACAAGAAAGGCGAGUUCAUGUCGGAACUUCCCUCUAGGGUAAAAUCGAACUGUGAAGCGGAACUCCAAGGAAGCUUCAAGCAACUCUAUGCUUCCAAAAAUAACGUUAAGUCGAAGAUUGUUAAGCUCGAGGGUGACAAAUAUGGUCUCUCUUCAAAGCUGAUCUUCUUGAAGUCAUGCCCAAGAAGCCUCGGCUCUUUUGGUUCAUCCAAGACCGUUGAUUUUCCUGUUCCUCCCGAGUGGGGGUUGGCUCCUACCAGUUAUUACGUUCCUUUCUUCCCCAUCAUCGGUAUCCCAUAAGACGCACCGUUUAUUAUCUUUAUAUGGUGUCGUUCAUGUAAUAUAUAAUAUAAUAUAUGUGUAGAGCCAUGUAACUAUAUAAGCUGUUCUUUUCAGGUCCAUGCUUGAACUGAAGUUUGUGUGUUAUCUUAGUGUCUGAAGAUGGUUUAUGUUGUCCUUUAUGAAGCAUAAUUUAAUGUGAAAUUAUUUAGAAUUUGUGUUUACAUU
Camelina sativa (false flax) is the source of this 745-nucleotide messenger RNA. RefSeq lists its product as uncharacterized. The record is from RefSeq and is a predicted model, not a curated record. Lineage: Eukaryota; Viridiplantae; Streptophyta; Magnoliopsida; Brassicales; Brassicaceae.